This is a messenger RNA of Lactuca virosa, 504 nucleotides long. The record is from the annotation of a GenBank genome assembly. NCBI's taxonomy places the organism in Eukaryota, Viridiplantae, Streptophyta, Magnoliopsida, Asterales, Asteraceae.
AUGAAUCAGCUUAGUGGCACCAUUCCUUCAUCACUAGCAAACUUGAGCAACCUACAACAUUUGUACCUUGAUGAGAACAAUUUAUCUGGUACCAUUCCUAUUGAACUUGGGAAUUUAAAAUCUCUCACUUUUCUUCGGGUGAGCAAGAAUCAAGUAAGUGGCAACAUUCCUUCCUCACUAGCAAACCUGAGCAACCUAUAUCGUCUGAAUCUGGCUCAUAAUAAGUUAUCUGGUCCCAUUCCUAUUGAUCUUGGGAAAUUGAAGUCUCUCACUAGGCUUCUCGUAAGCAACAAUACACUUAGUGAUUCUAUUCCUUCAUCAAUUGCAAAUCUGAGCAACCUACAAUUUCUGUUCCUCGAUCAGAAUAAAUUAUGUGGUCCAAUUCCUAUUGAACUUGGGAAUCUGAAGGCUCUCACUAAUUUCCAUGUGAGCCAAAAUCUACUAAGUGGUUCGAUUCCUUCCUCGCUAGAAAACCUCAGUAACCUACAGUGUAUGUACCUAUAA